Messenger RNA from Insectozyma verbasci, 1821 nucleotides. Lineage: Eukaryota; Fungi; Ascomycota; Pichiomycetes; Serinales; Debaryomycetaceae. The record is from the annotation of a GenBank genome assembly.
AUGACAUCAAAAGAAUUGGAAAGAGUUGAAAGUAUACGACGAAAUCCAUUACCAGCUGAAAAUUUAUCAUUACCUAUUGAAAGUGAUAUUGAAAAUCAACAACAAAAAGAACAUUUUAAAGAAUCUGAUGCUGGAGAUGGUACAACUACAAAUGAUCAAUACUUACAUGGUCUAAAAUUAGGUUUAUGUUUUUUCUCAUUAUUCUUAUGUUUAUUUUUGUUUGCAUUGGAUCAAACUAUUGUUGUUACAAUUUUAACUACUGUUGGUAAUCAAUUUGAUGCAUUUGAUAAAGUUGGUUGGUUGUCAUCUGGAUUUUUAUUAACAAUGGCUGUUUUUAUACAACCAUUUGGUAAAUUAUCAAUUAUAUUUGGUAGAAGAUGGGUAAUGGUAGCUGCAAUUAUUUUAUUUGAAGCAGGUUCUUUAAUGUGUGCAUUAGCUCCAACAAUGAAUGUUCUAAUUGGUGGUAGAGUUUUAGCUGGUAUUGGUGGUAGUGGUAUUCAAGGUUUAGUUUUUGUUAUUGUUUCAGAAGUAGUACCGAUUGAUAAAAGGCCAAUUGGAAUGGCAAUUAUAUCAGUUACAUUUGCAGUUGCAUCUGUAUUAGGACCAUUAAUUGGUGGUGCUUUUACUUCUCAUGCUACCUGGAGAUGGGCAUUUUAUAUUAAUUUACCAAUUGGUGGGUUUGCAUUAGUUGUAUUUUUAUAUUCAUUUAGACCACCAACUCCAAGAGGUAAUUACUUAAAACAAUUAAAAGAAUUUGAUUAUUUGGGUACAUGUUUAUUAAUUGCUGGUUGUGUUUUAUUAUUAUUAGCCAUUACUUUUGGUGCUGGUGAUUUUGCUUGGGAUUCAGCGGCAGUUAUUGUUAAUUUCAUAUUAGGUCCAGUUUUAUUGAUCUUAUUUUGUAUAUGGAAUUUUAGAUUUUCUAAAAAUCAAGUCAUUGCAACACCAAUAAUUAAGUCUCCACAAAUUGUUGCUUCUACAUUAUCAUUAUCAGGUGUAUUCACUGCAUUUAUUGUUUUCAUGAUUUAUGGUUCAAUUUAUUUCCAAGUUGUCAAAGAUGCAAGUGCAAUUGGUGCUGGUUUACAUUUAUUACCAUGUAUCAUUUCAGUUGUUUUAUCAUCAAUUUUUUCCGGUAUUAUGAUUCAAAAAUUCAAAUAUGUCAAACCUUUUAAUGUCGCAAGUGCAAUUAUAGCACCUAUUGGUUGUGGUUUAUUAUGUUUACUAGAUGUUGAUACAAGUUUCUCCAAACAAGUUGGUUAUUUAAUUUUGAUUGGUGUUGGAGCUGGUUUACAAAUGCAACCAGCUAUAAUUUCAGCCCAAAUCAAAGCACCGAAAUCACCAGGUGGUAUGAUUAUGACUACUGUUUUUAUUAACUUUUUUAGAUCAAUUACUUCUGCAUUAGGUGCUGAUCUAUCAGAUGCUGUUUAUCAAGCUUCAUUCAAUAAUAUUUUUAAAUCUUCAUUUAACAAAUUAACCAAUGAAUCUAUAAAAGCUGAAAUUGAAAAAGUUGAUAUUAAAGAUUUAUCAAGUUCAUCAAGUUUAAUUAGAUCAUUAUCACCAGAAGCUGAACAUUUUGUUAAAUCACAAAUUGUUAAAUCUAUAAGGAAUGUUUUUUAUAUGUGUCUUGGUUUUUCAAUAAUUACAGUAUUUGCUUGUGUAUUUAUCACAAAUCAAAAAUUACCGGAUAUGUCACAUUUAAAAGAUGAAAAGAAGAAAGAAGAUGAAAAGGAUAAAGUUAAAGAGGAUGUUGUGAAAAGUUCAAGUGAUGAACAACGUGAAAGAGUAAAUGAACCAGAAAUGGCAUCAUUGAAAAAGGAAGAGUGA